Molecule: messenger RNA, 1017 nt
Organism: Fusarium keratoplasticum
Lineage: Eukaryota; Fungi; Ascomycota; Sordariomycetes; Hypocreales; Nectriaceae
Product: Abhydrolase-3 domain-containing protein
Exons: 2
Coding region: 1-1017 (338 amino acids)
Molecular function (GO): hydrolase activity
Source: RefSeq, a predicted model, not a curated record
AUGGCAAACCAAAUCCACGUCCCCGAGAACUACAGGUUCGAGACGUUUGAGUUUAAACAGGGUGGCAAGGGCGGUAUCAGUCUGGACGUCUGGUACCCCACUAGAAUCACUCACGGCCCUCUGAGGACUAUCGUUUACUAUCAUGGCGGCUUCUUGGUCUUUGGGGACCGUCAGCGCUAUCCUCUUUGGCUCUUGAACAGCUGGGCGACCCGUGGUGGUGUCUUUGUGUCAGUAGACUACCGCCUGCUGCCCGAGUCAACCGGUGUCGACGCCGUGGCCGACAGCGUGGACGCGUACAACUGGGUGGCGACGACGCUGGGCGUCAGGAUCGGGGCCCAGAUUGGGCCCAUCGCCGUCGCGGGUUCCAGUGCGGGUGGCUACCUGGCCUUGACCACGGCAGGUCUCGUAACCGGCAAGAAGCCUUCUGCUGUCGCGCUCAUCUACGGCGUACUAGACCUGUCGGCCGCCCGCUACCACACCAAGGGCUCCAACAUCUUCUUCCAGCCCUGCGUGGAUGCCGGUCCCGUGCUCGAGUACAUCAAGUCGCUGCAGGCAAAGGGCACUGAGGGCCAGAUCAGCGGCCACCCGUUCCCAACCAACCCGGCGGCCGAUCCGCGGUCGGCCAUCGUGGCCGUGUUCCACGGCGAAGCGCUGUUCCCGGACUACCUGACGGGCGUCACGGGCCUUGGCGAGCGCAUCCACGAACAGGGCAUCGAGGCCAUCCCGAAAGAGCACCGCAAGUUGUUCCCCGUGGCCUUUGGCCAAGCUGCCACCCUGCCCCCAAUCUUCAUCUUGCACGGAAAGAACGACGCGGCCGUCCCUGUCGAUCAAGGCGUUGACACUGCUAACAAGCUCCGCGGCCUCGGCGUCGCUGUCACCGCCGACUUCCCCGACGACGCCCAGCACGGAUUCGACAGCGCCCUCGGCAACAUUGACAUCGAGACCUCGGAGCUACAGACCCCGGCCGCUCAGUCACUGCGGUCCAUUAUUAACUUUCUUGACCAGCAUACCUCUUGA